Molecule: messenger RNA, 396 nt
Organism: Anisakis simplex (herring worm)
Lineage: Eukaryota; Metazoa; Nematoda; Chromadorea; Rhabditida; Anisakidae
Source: the annotation of a GenBank genome assembly
AUGCCAAGAAACUAUCAAAUAGUCAUUGAAACGAGUCGUGCUGCAAGCUUGCACCUGGAAUACGGUCUAGUUGAUGAUCCCAUUGUGAACGAGUUUGGUCUUGAAUUGAACUGUUCUGGGGAAGUAUCUGAAAAUGGUAAAGGUGCAACUCCUUUCGGCGCGGCUCCCAUGCAACUACUAUCCAUGCAAAACUCAACACCAAUGCUGCAGAUCGUUGUGUCCGAUUAUGUCACUAAUUCGUUGAUGUAUCAUGGACAUAAGUACGUUCAUUGCAAUCAUUUAUUUAUUACGAUGACAUUAUUUAUUAGAAUGAUAUUAUUGAAAGCAUUUAUUUUACAAACUUCAACACUGCAUCAUAGCAUGUCAUCAGUUCCACGUCGAACUCUUUCAUUUUGA